UUGCCUUGUUGCCCAUGUACAGUAAACCCAUUUCUUCAGGGCCCAAUUGGGCUUUGUCGGUCAUCUCUAGCUACCUUAUCUAUCCAAAAUCCAAUCCAUAUGCUUCUCUUCUUCACUGGUUUAACCUAAAUUUUUGGCCACCAGUAGAGUGAAGGUGGCUGCUGGUGUCCGGGAACGAAGAUGGAAGAGAAAGUUAAGAUUUUAGCAUUCAUCGGAGCUGGAGCUCUAUUGGGUUCUGCUGCUACAAUUGCUAUCUCAAAGCUUCUUUCCGAUCCACUGCCAAUAAACAACCAAAGUGUUGGAAAAGGGUAUACAAGUGAGGCAGUACAAUCAAAUGGGCUUUCUGGAUCCAAAUGUAAUGGAUUGGCUACUCCAAACCCGUUGACUGAUGAAGUAGUUUCUGAACAACUGACCAGGAAUAUACAGUUUUUUGGCCUUGAAGCCCAACAGAAAGUGACUGCAUCAUAUGUUGUGGUAAUUGGUCUUGGAGGAGUUGGAAGUCAUGCUGCAUCCAUGCUUCUGAGGUCAGGAGUUGGUAGGUUACUUCUUGUGGAUUUCGAUCAGGUGUCGGUCUCCUCAUUAAAUAGACAUGCUGUUGCCACAAGAGAAGAUGUUGGUACCUCAAAAGCCUUGUGCCUCAAGAAGCACUUCCAAUCAAUUUUUCCAGAGUGCCACAUAGAUGCUAAAGUUAUCUUAUAUGAUUCAUCGUCUGAAGAAGAAAUUCUGUCUGGCCACCCUGAUUUUGUCCUUGAUUGCAUUGAUAAUAUCGACACAAAGGUGGCACUUCUCGCUGCAUGUGUUCGAAGAGGUUUGAAAGUUUUAUCUGCAACUGGAGCUGGCGCAAGGGCUGAUCCAACAAGAAUUCGCGUGGCUGACUUAAGAGAGUCUACCAAUGACCCUCUAUCUCGAGCUGUAAGACAUCGUCUGAGAAAAGAUCAUGGUAUUGAUGGUGGCAUUCCUGUGGUAUUUUCUCUUGAGAAACCAAAGGCAAAGUUGCUUCCCUUUAAAGGGCCAAGCGGAGAAGAAGAAAAUCCUUCAGAUUAUCAAAUAGUGCCUGGAUUUAGGGUCCGGAUCAUUCCAGUUCUGGGGACUAUACCUGCAAUUUUUGGGCAAGUCAUGGCUUCCUAUGUUGCAACUCAGCUAGCUGGAUUGCAAGUCCAUAUGGAACCAGUGGUGAAUUUUGAUACGGAUCACUACGAAAUCCUCCAUCAACGCCUUAUUGAGCAUGAAGAGUUGCUAUAUGGUACAUCCAUGCAAGUGGAGGUAGAUGUUGAAGAAGUUGUGUACAUUGCCAAAGAGUUGUGGCAUGGGAGAAGUGCAAGGGACCUAUCCAUUAAAGAUGUAGGGCGAGCAAUGUGGCGUUCAGUGAAUGAGUUGAUGCUUGUGAGGUGGGAUAAAACAAAGCCUGCCUCAGUUUCAAAUCUAAUCCUGCUAAGAUUCAAGGAGGCUGACGAACACGAGUCAAGGUCACUGGAAGAUAUAAAGGAAGAAGAACCAGAUUUUUUUGUUAGGGUGACAACUGUGCUGAAGCGAGCAGAACUGGAGUUUGGCUUUUAAGAGACAUACGUAUCCCACCAGCUAUAAGAGCAGUCUGAUUUGAGAUUCAUUUCAGGUGCAUUAGGAAACCUGAAAAUCACCCACACGCAGAAGUAAAACUCAAAAGCUGUCUGAAGUGGAAAUCAUCAAGGUUUUGAGCCUCGUUUCUUUCUUGAUGAUAUUUAGAAUACUUUAAGGAGCAAACAACUUGGAAGUAGCUGAACACUUUGACCAUAUCAAAAGCUUAGCUAGGGAUUUCUUUUUGUUGUUGCAGAGGGGUUGGAGUGAUGGAAAUGUGGGACAUAGAAUUAUUUCAACACUUCUAUUUUUGGUAUCUGUCUGAAAUUUCAAAUGUCAAUCCUCAAAAUGAAGGCCAACUUUGAAGAGUUGCAAGUUCUUGAUUUAGGAGACAACACUUUUAACGGCACAUUCCUCAUGUGAUUGGGAACUCAGCCAGAGCUGCAAGGUUUAGGUUUGAGAUCAAAUAAAUUGUGUAGAUCCAUUAAAAACUUCAAGAAUUGAAAAUAUGUUUCCCCAACUUCGAAUUGUAGAUCUAUCUUACAAUAUCUUUUUGGGAAACUUACCAACGAGUUUGUUUCAACAUUUGAAAGCUAUGAGGUCAGUUGAUUAGACAAGGAAAUUACUAAAAUAUCUCGGAGAAGGAAAUUACCAAGUUUGGACAACAGUUGCAACCGUGGGCUUGAAUUUUGUCAUAAUUUUGACGGCUUGCAUCAAUAUUGAUCUUUCAAGUAACAUAUUUGUAGGGCAUAUGUCAAGUAUUAUGGGAAAUGUUAUUGUAAUUCACACGUUGAAUAUAUCUCAUAAUGAAUGCAAUGUCAUAUACCAUCAACACUCGGAAACUCAAAUUGAGGUUAAAUCUCGGAGUGAUGAUGGUAUAUGACCUUGCAAUUCACUAUGAGAUAAGUUCAACGUGUGAAUUGCCAUGAGAUCUCCCAUAAUGCUUGGAAUAUGCCCUCAAAUUUGUUUCUUAAAAGAUCAAAAUAUUGGUUUAAGCAGUCAAAAAUUCUAACAAGUUCAAGCUCCAGGCUCCUGCUUACAAUUGUUAUCUAAUUUUUGGUAAUAUCCUUCUCCAAGAUAAAGAUGUUCUAGUACUUCAUUAUUUGAUCAAUUUGACAUGACUUUCAAAUGUUGAAACAAACUCGUAGGUAAGUUUUCCGAGAAGAAAUGUAAGAUAGAUUUAAGAUUCGAAAGUUGGGGGGCAUGUUGUCAAUUUUUUGAAGUUCUAAUGGAUCCAUGUAGUUUAUUUGAUUGCAAGUUUAAAACUUGCAAAAUUCCAACCACAUGAGGAAUGUGUCAUUGAGGUGAUUAUCUCCUAAAAUCAAAAACUUGCAACUCUUUGCAAUUGCCUUUAAUUUUGAGGAUUGUUUCCUUUCAUUACAGAAGCUUACUUAGUGUGAAGUAGAAUUGAAGUUGGUUCAUGUUUAACUAUUCUUGUAUGGAUAUAUUAAUGAUUCUGAGUGACUAUGCUCAUAAAGAUCUCAGACCUAUUUCUUGUUGCAUUAA
Messenger RNA from Solanum pennellii, 3060 nucleotides. Its product is annotated as tRNA threonylcarbamoyladenosine dehydratase. Gene Ontology annotation, cellular component: plastid. The coding region runs from base 181 to 1557 and encodes 458 amino acids. Gene Ontology annotation, molecular function: tRNA threonylcarbamoyladenosine dehydratase activity; ubiquitin-like modifier activating enzyme activity. The transcript is spliced from 12 exons. Lineage: Eukaryota; Viridiplantae; Streptophyta; Magnoliopsida; Solanales; Solanaceae. The record is from RefSeq and is a predicted model, not a curated record. Gene Ontology annotation, biological process: cyclic threonylcarbamoyladenosine biosynthetic process.